AUGAAGAGGAGUGUGCUCAAAAUAUUGAUCCUCAUAGUGACUUUGCUAUCCUGCACAACGUUUGCUUCGGCUGUGGUACGUUGUGGGAACUGUGGACGCACUCCUGUGCCAUAUCCGCUGAGCACUGAUCCAAAUUGCGGUGACCAAGCCUACAAAAUUCGUUGCACUGCAGGCACUCUAUGGUUUGAUGCCCUCAACAAAUCAUCCUACAUGAUCACAGAUAUCAAUCCAUUAACCCAGCGGAUAAUUAUCCGGCCUGCCGGCCUCUCUGGCAAGACUUGCAUUGCAAGUGAUAUGGCAACUGAAGGCAUUCAGCUUGAUGACAAUCUCCCAUUUAACAUCACAAGUAGUAACACUAUUUUGUUACUCAACUGUUCGGACGCGAUGUUACAUUUGCAAGCUCCUAUAAAUUGUUCAUCAAACAGCAUAUGUCACGACUAUAUUAACAACAAUGCACCUCUCUGUAAGAGCACAUCUUUGUGUUGUGUGUUUAAGACUGGAGGUUCGCAGAAUUCGUAUGUGGUGAAGGUCCAUAUUAAUGGAGGAUGUGCAGCGUACCAGAGUUUUGUGAACUUGGACACUCAUUGGGUGCCAACGAAGACGUGGCCUGCCCCUGCAAUGGAGUUAGAGUGGGGAUUGCCACAGGAGCCAACUUGCAAGCUCCCAAUAGAUUGCAAACCCUUAUUACAUUCAAAGUGCCUGGUUGAUCCCAUGAAUUCUGGGCAGAAAAGGUGCUUUUGCAAUGCUGGGUUUGAUUGGGAUCCUGUCAACGGAUUGUGCCGACGUGAAAAAUGUCCGCACGGGCGAGGUUGCAAACAUCAAAAGAAACAAACAAUGCUAAUUGCUGGCAUGGUUGCUACAUUGGGUGGAAUUUCGCUUGCCGUCAUGAUAGUAGUUCUUGUGUUGAAACAAAACAAGCGCAUGAAGCAAGAAGCUCAAAAGAAUAUUAUCAGGGAGCGUGAAGAGAUGUUAAGGACCAAAAACAAUGGCAAAUCAUCCAAGAUUUUCUCUGGAAAAGAAAUAAUAAAAGCAACCAACAACUUCUCCAAAGACAACCUCAUAGGAUCUGGAGGCUUUGGGGAGGUCUUCAAGGGCAUUCUUGAUGAUGGAACCAUUACAGCCAUAAAACGUGCCAAGCUAGGUAAUACCAAGGGCACCGAUCAAGUCCUCAAUGAGGUCCGAAUCCUAUGCCAGGUGAACCAUAGGUGCCUCGUGAGACUUCUUGGUUGUUGCGUAGAGCUUGAUCAGCCCUUACUGGUUUAUGAGUACAUUCCUAAUGGCACACUCUUUGAUCACCUACAUUGUUACUUUAAUGGUAAAUGGGCUCCCCUGCCUUGGCAUCUUCGCCUAUUCAUUGCUCACCAGACUGCUGAAGGUCUAGCUUAUCUCCACUCGGCUGCAGUUCCGCCCAUUUAUCACCGGGAUGUGAAAUCAAGCAACAUUUUACUUGAUGAAAAACUUAAUGCCAAAGUUUCUGACUUUGGGCUAUCCAGGCUGGUUGAGAUUUCAGAAAACAAUGAUAGUCAUAUUUUCACUACUGCUCAAGGAACCCUUGGUUAUCUUGACCCUGAAUAUUACCUUAAUUUUCAGCUUACUGAUAAGAGUGAUGUUUAUAGCUUUGGAGUUGUGUUGCUUGAGCUGUUGACAUCAAAGAGGGCUAUAGAUUUUAACAGAGAAGAAGAAAAUGUGAACUUGGUGGUUUAUAUGAAAAAGAUUAUUGAUGAAGAGAGGUUGAUGGAUGCUGUUGAUCCAGUUCUCAAGGAGAAAGCUACCAACUUAGACUUGGAGACAAUUAAGGCAUUGGGGUUACUUGCAGCGGCUUGUUUGGAUGAGCGAAGGCAGAAUCGACCUUCAAUGAAAGAAGUUGCCGAUGAGAUUGAAUACAUUAUCAGUGUUGCUAAGGGGAAGGUUUCUGCUGAAGGCUAG
Pistacia vera is the source of this 1926-nucleotide messenger RNA. RefSeq names its product wall-associated receptor kinase-like 20. Bases 1 to 1926 code for a protein of 641 amino acids. Gene Ontology annotation, cellular component: plasma membrane. Gene Ontology annotation, biological process: protein phosphorylation; cell surface receptor signaling pathway. NCBI's taxonomy places the organism in Eukaryota, Viridiplantae, Streptophyta, Magnoliopsida, Sapindales, Anacardiaceae. Gene Ontology annotation, molecular function: ATP binding; polysaccharide binding; protein serine/threonine kinase activity. The transcript is spliced from 3 exons. The record is from RefSeq and is a predicted model, not a curated record.